Oryza brachyantha (malo sina) is the source of this 1866-nucleotide messenger RNA. RefSeq lists its product as uncharacterized. Lineage: Eukaryota; Viridiplantae; Streptophyta; Magnoliopsida; Poales; Poaceae. The transcript has 4 exons. Bases 1 to 1866 code for a protein of 621 amino acids. The record is from RefSeq and is a predicted model, not a curated record.
AUGGGGCGGCUCUUGUUGAUUCCUCUGUCGGCAUGCCUCUUCUCCACGCUAUUGCUCGCACAGGCGAUGAGUGCAACUCCAUUGAAAGUGAGUACCACACCCAUCUUCCCUGCAAUCUCCAGAGAUAAGAUGAACAAGGACUUCCAGGUGCUACUGAACAUCGAGGCGCCACCAGCAGCCAAUAGCCAUGUCCCCAUCGACGUCGUCGUGGUGCUUGAUGUCAGCGGUAGCAUGAAUGAUCCGGUGGUGUCGUCGCCGGCGCCGGAGAGCAGCCAUGCGUCGAGGUUAGAUGUGCUUAAGGCGGCCAUGAGGUUCGUCGUCAGGACGCUUGACGAGGGUGACCGCCUGUCCAUUGUGGCAUUUAACGACGGACUGGUCAAAGAAUACAGCACCGGUUUGCUGGACAUUUCCGGUGAUGGCCGGAGCAUCGCCGGAAGAAAGGUCGAACAACUCGAGGCUCGCGGUGGCACCGCACUAAUGCCAGCCUUGGAGAAGGCCAUCAGGAUCCUGGAUGAGCGAGCAGGCAACAGCCGGAGCCGCCUAGGAUUCAUCCUCCUCCUGACCGACGGCGACGACACGAGCGGGUUCCGGUGGAGCCGCGAUGCCAUCCAUGGCGCCCUCAGCAGGUACCCGGUUCACACCUUCGGCCUGGGCUCGGCGCACGACCCGGAGCCGCUGCUCCACAUCGCGCAAGAAUCACGGGGCACCUACUCCUUCGUCGAGGACGAGAACCUGGACAAGAUCGCCGGCUCCCUCGCCGUGUGCGUCGGUGGGCUCAAGACCGUCGCCGCCGUCGACACGCGCGUCACCCUCAAGGCCGUGGAGCUAAGCGGCGCGAGGAUAGAGCGCAUCGACUCAGGGGGCUUCGAGAGCCGCGUCGCCUGCGGCGGGGCCUCCGGCGAGGUCGUCAUCGGCGUCCUCUACGCUGGCGAGGUGAAGAGCUUCGUCGUCCACCUCAACGUGCCUGCGUCGUCGUCGUCGUCCGCGGAGUGUGGUUACUGCGACGGCGACACCGCCACGGUCUGCGACUUUCUCCAUCAUUGUCACCAUUUUCGCCAGCAGCACCUGCUCGACGUGGGCUGCAAAUACGCCCACGCUCCGGGUGCCGCGGCGGUAUCCAUCGAUGGAGACGGCGUGUUCGUCCAAAGGCCCGAGGUGGGUGCCGUCGCCGUCGACGGCAAUCGACCGGUCGUCCUCCCCUCCCCUGUUGUGCUGCAGCACCUGGUCCGGUUCGAGCUGCUGGAGCUAGUCGCCGGCGUCGCCGAAAGUGAGAUGCUGGUCAAGGCGACGAAGCAGCCUCACGGUAACUCGCGCGCCGGCGACGUUCUGCAGAGCAAGUGGGAGGAGUUCCGGAGAGGUCGGCAGUUCUGGGGCGGAGUGGAGCUGGACGGCGUCGCGAAGGAGGUGGACGCCAUGGUGAGCAGCCUCGGGAGGGGACUAGGCUACGUCGGCUCGUGGGUGUCGAGCCAGCAGAUGCAGCGCGCCACCGCAAUGGGCUCGCCGGACAAGGUGGUCGCUGAGUUCCUGACACCGGCGAUGGUGACAACGCUGGAGAAGGCGCAGAAGCUGCCGCCUCCAGCUGCGAUUUCUGGCUGCGCCGGCGCCGGCGCCGGCGAUGACGAUCUGUACGAGGUGAUCGGACAGCGGCUGGAGCUGUGGUCCAAGGUGAGGAGGGAGGCGCCGCUGAUGUACAAGCCGUCGUCGUCGUCGUCGGAAGAGGAGGAGCUGAUGACGGCCUUGUUCCGGGAGGCGUCGCUGGAGGCCAUCGACAGAGCGAUGCACCGCGACAUCUACCUGGCAGUAGUUCAUGCGAGCAACCAGAGGCGAUUAUACGACGGUCGCAACGAUCGGGCUCCGGGGAGAUAG